Messenger RNA from Acanthoscelides obtectus, 8789 nucleotides. Lineage: Eukaryota; Metazoa; Arthropoda; Insecta; Coleoptera; Chrysomelidae. The record is from the annotation of a GenBank genome assembly.
CUCGAAACCUAAAGCUUAGAGAACAUUGCUCUGUCUAAAUUCACGGAAUCAAUUGUGUAAAUUCAAAAUUUAUCUAGAUAUUGACGAGUGCGCAAUGGAGGGCGGCGAGCUAGGGCACCACUGCCACUCGAACACAGUGUGCGUCAACACAGUAGGGUCGUACCGAUGCGACUGUCCUGAAGGAUAUGAACAGGUGGACAAAUUUGGGUGUGCAGAAGUGGAUGAAUGCGCAGUGGGAAGGCACCGCUGUCACGAAAAUGCCGAAUGUACCAACACGGAUGGGUCGUACCGAUGCAGGUGUAGACAUGGAUACACUGGCGACGGGUACGACUGCCAGCCUGUGUGUCCAGGUGGCUGCCUGAACGGUGGCGUGUGUCGUGCACCAGGCAUGUGCGCAUGCGCGGCCGGCUACACUGGCGCUUCCUGUGAGCGCGACCUUGACGAGUGCGCUACCAACGCGCAUCGGUGCGCUAACACCUCCGUCUGCGUCAACAUGGUCGGCUGGUACUACUGUAGCUGCAAGCGGGGCUUCACCAGCCCGCCCCUAGACAAUAACCUUGGUGCUAAGUGUGUAGAUAUAAACGAAUGCGAGAUGAACCUCCAUACAUGCCACCCCCCAGCGCAAUGCCUGAACACCCAGGGUGGAUUUCAGUGUGAAUGUCCCUCAAGUAACCCGCACUGCAAAUUAAGUUGUUUAUUCGAAGGCAAAGAAGUGGCCCACGGUUCUGCAUUGACAUCCAAGGACGACCCCUGUAAAACCUGCACGUGUGACAAGGGUAUCAUGCGAUGCGAGGAACCCAAGUGCGAUUGCAGUCUGUUCACAUCCACAACUGCGCCAACACCGCAGACCAAUAAUGGAGCUGGUGAUAUCGGUCCUACAGCAUCUUGCUGUCCGCAAUGCGACCCUCGACUGGCGUGUCGUCAUCAGGAACUGACUGGAGUAGUACUUGCACAUGGGGAACGCUGGCUGUACCAGUGUGAGACGUGCGAGUGUUUAUAUGGCGAGGUGGACUGUUUUGAAACGCGUUGCCCGCCCUUGCACAGCUGCGAACGCCCAGUCCGCAGUCCAGAAGAUUGCUGCCCACAUUGCGAAGACGCAUGCGCCUAUGCGAGAGCCAAUGGCAGCACGCCACGUGGUUGCGAGUUCGCCGCAGCUGUCUGUGCGAUGAGCGAAUGCCGCGAAGAAACGUAGUUGAAGGUCGAUCUCGAAAACGAAUAAGAGCAUACUACGUUUUUGCGAGCUUGUGGGCAUUGUCCGACAUAGAGAUGGAACGUCGAUGCAUCAUGCUGUAGCUGAUUUUAUAAUAUGUGUGGUGCUCUGAGGCAGAAUAAUCGACAGUAAACGCGAAACGGAAUGUGAAUGUAAAAGUUACGACACACGCAAUAAUUCAAGCUACUCACUAAGUUUGAGAGGAAUAUAUGUAGACUUAAGCUUAAGCUUGGUUUUAUCUAGUAGAACUGAUGACUUCGAAUGGUGUCGCUGAAUUUCAGAACAAAGAACUUCUUAUCUAACAUUAGAACACUUUUAUACAUGUUAGAUAUCGGGAUGAUCAGGUAUUCUACACUCAUUUACUGGAAUUCGUCAACAAUACAAGAGGUUCUCCACAGUAAGUCAUUACAUAAAUUUGUUUCCCUGUCGUUUUUAUGAACAUAACAGCAAAACAUUAUUCUGCCUCUUUUCAGUGCUGCAAAGUUUUGUAUGUAUAUCAUCACAGACCACCUAUGUUUGAUAUACUGAGGAGCUUUGAAAUUAAUAUUCAUAUGUUCUGCAAACAAAAAAAUGUGUCUAGGUAGGUACAAUGGCUGAUUUAAUUUACCCAAUUUUUCAAAUGUUGGCAUGCAUAUCUUGACAUAUACAUUCCUCUGACUCGCCUAAUAUCGAUAAUUUGAGGCAGAAAUUAUAAAAUUAUAAGAGCUUUUGUAAAAAAAUGGUUUAUAGAUAGGUGACUGAAUCUUUAUACAAAGUUAUGCAAGCAAUAAUAUAUUGUCUAUCUAAACGACGACGUCUUAGACUGGCCUAUAUUUAGUGUUCCGCGCAAUUUGUAGGCACUAGAAUGUGAAAUACAAAUAUCAAGUUGUGGGUUAGGAGUAUGUGCAAAAACCGACUUUUAAAAACAGGAUUUAUUGACCUUUUUUCUUCGUAGGUACGAUCUCUCUUCCAUUUGUUUUAGCAAUAUAAAAAUACUAGUGUUAAGUAAAUAUCGACACAUACGAAUAUACCUUUUACCGACAACAAAAUCAGUGACAAUAAAGUAUAUGCCUAACGAAUAUUGACAAAAGCGAGACGUAUCUUAUUGUGAAAUAUCGCAAAAGCUUUACACUUCAGCGUUAUCUGUAAAUGUCAUGACAUGUUGACAUCUAUAAACUUCCUUUUACGGCUUUACAGAGCACAUUAUCAUACUCUCAGAACUCAGUUAUCAUUAAGCAAUACUCCUAACGUCAUACUGAAUGCUGGAUUGCCGUGUUUUAGUAAUUGGAGUUUUAUAUUUACAAGUUUCAUUCCCAAUCUCUAAAGCUAUUAUUAGCCUAUAACAUAUAAACAGUAAUUGUUCACAUUUCUACAUAUGUUUAAUGUAUUAUAGUAAACUCUGUAAAUGUUACCUGUAAAUAUUUCACGUUAAACGAUAGGAAAAGAAAGAUUAGUGAUAUGUUGCAAUAUCAAACGUAAUAUAAAUCAAAAUCUGUGGAAGCUUUGAAAUACGCAUUUUGAUAUAUUCUGUAAUCUUGGAAAAUCUAAAUGUAUAUACUAAAGUUGUUUAUUGUUAAGCCAGCUUAAAAAACUAUAGUUAUGCAGGCAUAGUCAAAUAUACAAAAAGGUGUGUAGGAAAGUUUCAUGACAAUAAUAAAAUGGACUGACCUGUUUUUACUGAUAUUUAACAUACCUAGCCAAAUUCAAUAGAAAAUAGAAUUAGUACAACUGGCAGGCCCAGAGAUAGGGAACUGUCACUAAAAUUGGUAAUCUGAAAUGAAUCAAAGAACUGCAUCUACUUAAGUCAAGAAUAUUUAUCGAACGUUUGAAUGCUUUACUACAAGAAAAUAUACUGACUUUGAAAAAAGAGCACCCAGUAAUAAUGAAUUUCUUAAAACAAUUUUUUGUAUACCUACAUGUUUUUAGGGUUAAUUUCAGGAAAAUUCAACUGUUGAGAAAAUGUAAAAAACCAAUGAUAUGUUGGGCCUCCACGAUGUCGUAUGCACUUAUGUGAUCGAUUUUCUCUUGAGGUAUCUCAUCCCAGGAUUCGUAUACCUCGUGUUAAAGUGCUAAUCGAGUCUAUAGGGUAACUGCAGUAGUAUUCUUCCCAUAAUGUCCCAGGCAUGUUCAACGGAUGGCAGAUCGGGAGAUCUAGGGCCCAAGGCAACAAAUCGACUUUAUUUGUUUAUUGUCUUCAAAAUAGACCAACGCAAUGUGGUCGAGCAUUAUCUUGGAAAAGUGGCUUGGUUAGCGUCCCUAUAUAAAACAUGUGGUUCCCUCACAUCCUGGAUGUAACGCAUGGCGGUCAUGUUGCCUCUGAUCAACACCAGGGUGACCUGCUUCUAUAGUUAAUGACCACCGACACCAUAAUUCAAACUGUGGUGCGCAUGCAUUUUUUGUAGACAAUUGAGAAUCUCGUCAUUCACUUCGUCGUCUUUUUACCCUUGCACGUCCAUCAUGCAUCCCCAAAAAGAAUGUGGAUUCAUCACUAAAGAAAUUCGAGGUCUCAGUUUAGCCCUUCUCUCCACCAAACCAGUCGAUCACUUCGGUGCCUAGGAGUGAAAGGUGUAACAAAGGAUGAUAUGAAGUACGUCUAAAAGUGUUGAUCCGGCGAUAAACAAUUCACAUUGUAAUAGGUUUUUCAUGCUCUCUAAACGAUCCCGUAGAGCCAAGCGCCUCAGGCGGCGAUCUCGGUGUGCCACGUCCUGUACCUCUAACUCUUCGUGUAAAACCUUGUUGCCUAAUAACAAACCACCACAGUUUUUAGAGUUCUGUGUACCCAGAGACGUCUUCAGGGUGAGUUAGUAAAAAGUUUUGGUUGAAUGAAAAUAAUAUAAUAAUGUACAAAUACGUGCCUAAAAUAUCUGUCUGAUUACUCUCGCAAUGCUCGACUUGCCGGUGCACUGCCUUGGAGUUGCGUCGUAGUUACAUCAAGGGCUAGUUCAGCUUUUGCUUAGAAAUUUAGAGUUGAAGGUCUUGUGGCGGUACAUGGGUAGCAAGAUAAUUUAGUGAAACUUUGGGUGCAGAGCCAGAGUUCAAAGAAGUCAGACAGAUAAAGAAAAGAAGAAUGUUUGAGUGCGAGGGAGAUGAGCCUAUGUCAGAAUCUACCGAGCAAAAGUUACAACAAUAUUUAAGAUUUCCAUCAAGAAUACCAAAAGAAUAAUAGUUUGUGCAAAAAUAUGAGCAUUUUGUAAUGAUAUGUGCUUAUUUAUAAUUGAUUAUUCACUACAAAAAGAAAUAUUUCUUAUACGAUUUUAUUUAUUUCCUGACAGACCUAAAUUUUAUUAUAAUUUUCCUAAUGAUUUAUAGAUUAAAAAAUUAAAGUGGAAGAGCCUACAUCAUACUCAUCAAUCAUAUUUCUUUCACACAGAGUGAAAUAUUGUAUAGAUACUUACAUCAAAAAUAAAAACUCAAACCCUAGCAAACGAAAAAAAUUACGUAACUAAUAAUAAAAAAAUGUCUUUUUUAAAAGGCCUCGCAUAAAUAUGUUGCUCCAGGCCUCGCAUUUGCUAAGGACGGCUCUGUGUGCCCCCAGCCUCGCACAACCCCACUGUUUGCCCCUAUCUAAGCUGUUGAAAAUGUUCUCGUCUUGUUAGUCUAGGCAUAAUGGACAGAUUAAAGCAGGUUUUCACGACGUAUUGUACGAUGAUCAAGUUCCAAUUGUAGCUACAAAACACAACUAUUUACUUACUUUUUUUGUAAGAAUAGACGAUGUUACAUAAGUGACGUUAUCGAUAUGUUUGAAAAGCUGAUAAUUUUUUGUUCUAACCUAAACAAAGAUGUACCUAUACAAUCUCUGGAAUUAAUUUCAUUAUAGCGGGGUGUUAUUUUUCUAUGUCACUUAGUAUAUAUCUACAAAAAGGUAUUCAAAGGAACUUUGGGAUAUAAGUUUUAAAGUGGUAAGGUUUAAGUGAUGCGCAAAUUAAUUCUAUCACAAUAAUAGGCUUUAAAAGAAAAUCAUAAAUACAGAAAAAAACUGAAGUGACAUUAUUUGAAACAUGCAACGGAAUUGUGUACGAUAGAGGUUAUUACAUGUACCGAAAACAGUAUGCUGACAACUCAGAAUAUAUUCUUGCAAAGUAAGACACAUGGGCGCCCGCAAGAGCGUGCCAGAGGGCCGUGACCCUCUUCAGAAUUCGUUGAUCCUUAAAAUUUGCAUGUUCAGAAUGAUUUUGUAGAAUUUUGGUGGCAUCAAAAAGUUUUGGGGUACAUAUAACAUAUUUAUGCUCUUCAAAAAGUUUUGAGGCAGGUGCAGCUCCUGGACACCGUUGCUCUAACUAAAUCUCCUGAAUGAACACAAAUACUCGUAGCUUCACCCAGUUAUCAAUGAUUCAUCGAGCAAUGGACUGUUAGCAAAAUAUAACUGGUGGGCAACUCCAAAAUGCCUAACGAUGGCAGUGCCAGUAACUCUUUAGCAACUGGUCACGUUGCUGGCGCUUUGGUGCGAAUAUUUGUAUUUGAAUAAACAUACUUGUGCCGAGUCUGGUUGGCUUUGGGUUAGGAUUGCCAGUUGCUUUCGGUUCUUAAAAGGGUAAUUUAAAUGUCCUCAAUAUUCUUGACUAACGUAGAGAAGUUUGUAGCGAUAAGUGGAUUUGGUCCUAUGUAAUGGAGUAUCCUCGGUACUGUCCUGGAUACCUUAGACUCGUCAGUAUAGUGUUUUCAAAGUGACCUUAAACUCUUUCCAGAAAUGAUUUUGGGUCGGAAAGAAGGUCAUGUUACAUCUAAGGUACUUAGAAAUUUGAAGUAAGAACAAAUACAAUCUAAAUACUCUUGUGUAAGGAAUUUUCUAGUCAUUUGCCUACUGAUUCAAGGUAUUUAAAGUGAUACUUAGAUUAGUAUAAAAAUGUUAUAGCCAACAAGGCAGAAAUAGUUUAUAAGCACUUAUAGCAAGGACAUCUUAUAUGUCUCCAACUUUCGGAGCAUUCAUACGAGCUGAAAUGGGCUCAUUGUGCUUAGCGGGCAUUUACUUUUUUAUUACAAAAUUAGAGAGUUCGUUCAACAUUUUUGUAGUUUUAUAGGAUUGUGCCGUAAUCCUGGGGAAAGAUUUUUUGUAAUCCACCACCAAAAUAUGUUACGGACCUUUUUGAAAAAUGAAAGCUGAUUUAUAAUUUUUCGUUAUCCUUUGACUACCUGAAUGAUUCCAACAUAGUAUGUUGGUGACAGUUUUGGAGUGUAACUCGAACUCAUCUACACCUCAUAUAAUUUCAUUCAAUUUCUAGUGCAAGUUAGAAAAAAAUAAAAAUUAAACUCCGCAACGAACAUAUUUCCAUACGAACAUAUUUCAGCGGGUUUAUAAUGCUUUCUAAUGGUUUUAUUCAUUCUGUUUACAAUGCGCUUGAGAUUUCUUAUCAAACUUCUACGAUUUACUGCCAUACUAGAUCUGGAGCAUACUAAGCAAAUUUCACCGGAAAAGUCAGACUAGAAAACUUUAGGAACAUCCAAAAGGCAUUAAAUUGGUAGGAGUUACCUUUGUCUCCAACUUCAAGGAGCGCCAUAACAGCAUAUCAUAGCGUAACAUAUCACCUCAAGAGAAAUAUUUCAGGUAUACAAAAAUGUUGAAACUAUAUUCAGUAUAUUUCUUUUAUCUGGGCUUGCAGAUUUUUUGAAAAUAUAUCAGGCGUUAACACGUCAACAAUAGAUCAGGCAACAGUAUGGUUAUUGUUUUUAAUAAAUUUCAAAGAACUUCAGUUUGGUACGAAGUAAAUGAAUAGACAUACACAAAAUAUGAAAUACAAAAUUUGUCUUUUUAAUUUAAUGCAUAUAACAUGAUCUUCAUAUAUUUUAAACAUUUGGAGUGAUAUGUUCGGCUAAGAUCGUUCUUACUGUAAUAAUCUAUGUAAAUUACCUAAAAUCAAAAUUUGAUGCUUUUAUUGACGUUUCCUUGUGCGAAACAAAUAACAUAGUAACGAAAUAAAUGUAUUUUAUACUGUUGUAAAACCCUGGACUAUCACAUCGAAUUUUACACUAGUCUAUAGUUAGUUGGAUUAUAGACACUCGUUUAUCUCGAACUAUUGAUACACGGACGUAGAGUAUAAAAUGCCAUCAAAUGAUUUAUUUAUUAUAGUGUAUAUAACCUAUGAACAGUAUAUAAAUCAGCGGCUGUUGUAUCAGAAUACUAUAUAGCUGAAUUAGGACGGGAUAACUAAUUGACUAGUCAUUUAGAGUCAAUAUGGUUGAAAACAUACAUACUGUAAAUUUUGCGUCAAUGAUCCUCUAUAUAUGAAUUUUAACUUCCACUUACAUCUUUUUAAGUCACCAUGUUAUGAUGAACAUCUUCAAAUCAUAUUCAGUUGAACAUCACAAAAGUGUAACAUCUAAGCUAAGUGUCCGCACAUUUACAGGUUUUUGUUGGUGGAUCUCCUUUAAUAAAAUUUGGGAAGCGUGUGCUAUCGGCAAUUUCCUCUUAUCGGGUAUGUAUGCUAAUUUGUUUUAUCUAUUUCUUUUAAUUGUAACUUGUUGAAAAGUUAAAAUAGUCCAGAAAUUUAGUAAAUUAACGUCCCAAGAACUGUAUACCAAAAUAAAGUUCAGAAAAAAGGUAACCCAACCUAGUUUAAUUUUGGAGAGAUGGUACGUUUAACUUUUGCAUUUAUAAACACCCUAUACAGACGGUGAACACAAUUGAAAAAAUUUAAACAAGAGAAAGAUACUGAUAUGAGAUUUAUUUUGGAGUAUACCACUCUAUUUGCAAAACAUACGAGCUGCCGAAGUUAAGAGCUUUUUUAUAUCCUAUUUUAUAGCUAUAGGUAGGGAUAUAAGCCUAAUAGUAUGCUAUAAAAAACUUGCCUUUAAUUAUUUUGAAUAACUUUCUUAGAUAUAUUUUAUAAUUAUGGAGCUAUCCACCGACUACACAUUAAAAACUCACCCUGUAGAUAGUCUGCGUGAGUAUUAGGCUGCUAGAAAAACCGUCGUUGAUAUUUGAUAUCAGAAUUUGCAUAUACGGCCUACAAGAAUGUCUAUAGAGAUUGCAAUAGAUGCAUCAGAAGAAUUAAAUAUUGAUAUACAAUAUUUUUGCUAAUAGCAGAGACUCUCCUUCUGAAUUGUGCAAAAUCACACAGCCACAGCUCAUGAAGGUCAAAGUUAGAUUACGUCAGCUUCAAAAUUCGUAAGGAUGGAAGUAAAAUCAUUUGUUUUGUCUGGAUUCUUAAGUAAAAUCAAUAAGUAUGGUUGUUACGAGCAUGAAUAUGGUCUCGUUUUUAUUGAUCAAGAUUUCCUGUAAUCUAUUUGGUCCAUAGUAAGAGCGUACAUUUUGCACCGGGAUCUUGCACUAUAUUAGAAUAGCAAGAAGAAAGCGGUUUUGAGAGAAUUUAUAGUGGUUAUCACACUUCCUUCCUAUUUAAAUCCAGUCUUCCUAUCAUUUCUGUGGACGAUGCUCAGCUUGGUUGAAUCAAUAAGUUAUAGCAUAAUUAGGUCACAUUAUAAAAAAAAAUUGGGAGCCUUGCCAACACGAAGUGAUAGUGGAGCAUAGGAAAAUGCUUGUGUAAUACAUAGAAAUUGUAUUUGACAGAAAUCCUGAAAGAUUAUAUGUUAACGAGAAAUUCAAUACAAAGUUUAUAUCUAAUGCAAAUAAAAUGGCUAUUAUUGAUAAUCAAACAAAUUAAAA